Oryza brachyantha (malo sina) is the source of this 960-nucleotide messenger RNA. RefSeq names its product vacuolar protein sorting-associated protein 24 homolog 1-like. The transcript is spliced from 6 exons. NCBI's taxonomy places the organism in Eukaryota, Viridiplantae, Streptophyta, Magnoliopsida, Poales, Poaceae. Bases 1 to 687 code for a protein of 228 amino acids. Gene Ontology annotation, cellular component: multivesicular body; ESCRT III complex. Gene Ontology annotation, biological process: late endosome to vacuole transport; endosome transport via multivesicular body sorting pathway; protein transport. The record is from RefSeq and is a predicted model, not a curated record.
AUGGAGAAGGUGAAGGGGUUGCUGAAGCCGCGGCCGACGCCGCAGCAGCAGCUGCGGGAGUGGCAGCGCCGCCUCCGCAACGAGUGCCGCGUCCUCGACCGCCAGAUCCGAGAUGUGCAGAGGGAGGAGAAGAACGUGGAGAAAGCUAUCAGGGAGGCCGCUAAGCGCAACGACAUGGGAUCAGCGAAGGCUCUUGCUAAGGAACUUGUGAGAUCAAGGCGUGCUGUUAAUCGUCUUUAUGAAAACAAGGCUCAACUUAAUUCAGUGUCAAUGCAUCUUGGAGAAAUUGUUGCAACGGCAAGAACAGUGGGUCAUCUGUCAAAAAGUACUGAAGUAAUGAAAAUCGUUAACAAUCUAAUGAAGGCUCCAGAAUUGGCUACCACCAUGCAAGAAUUUAGUAAAGAAAUGACAAAGGCUGGUGUGAUGGAAGAGAUGAUCAAUGAUGCAGUUGAUUCAGCUUUGGACUCUGAGGACAUGGAGGAGGAAAUUGAAGAGGAGGUUGACAAGGUUCUUGCUUCAGUAGCUGGGGAGACUGCCUCACAACUACCAGAUGCUGUGAGGAAACAGAGGAUAAACCAAGCUUCAACGAGCAGGGUCCAAGAAGAGCAACAAGCUGUUGCCGAGGGUGCUGAUGAUGAGGAAGAUUUGGAAGAGAUCAGAGCACGGCUUGCUAAAGUGAGGUCAUAACAUUCUAUUCUAACUUUGGGAGUUCACUAGAUAACAUCCAGACCAAUCUAUGAUAGAUUGGGUUGAUGAUAGUUUAGCUUUUUCCCUCAGUUGACCAAGUUUGAACUAGCAAUUUACUAUUGUAUACUUGUAUAGUAAACAGCGUGGUGAGGUGAUAUGCCGGUAUCAUGGCCUGUCUUUGAUUUCAUCUGGAGUGUAAUGGUAGACACAUAAAUUUGAAUAAUGUGUAUCAACUCUUCUAGUUAGUACUAUGCCAGAUCAAAUGUUCAGAAA